This is a messenger RNA of Uloborus diversus, 3599 nucleotides long. Its product is annotated as RNA-binding protein 33-like. The record is from RefSeq and is a predicted model, not a curated record. The coding region runs from base 1 to 3552 and encodes 1183 amino acids. Gene Ontology annotation, molecular function: RNA binding. Lineage: Eukaryota; Metazoa; Arthropoda; Arachnida; Araneae; Uloboridae. The transcript has 20 exons.
AUGGAUGAUGAUUUGCUUGCUGACGAUGGUCAAUUCAAAGAUGAUAGUUUGGAUGAAUUAGAUAUUGAUGAAGAAGCAGCACUUCUCGGGCUUAGCGAUGAAGAAAUUGAAGGGGACAGAUCUGAGCCUGAGUUGCAAUAUGUUGACGAAGAAGGUAAUAUUGUUGACAUGGGGGAAAAUAAUGCUGAGCUGUAUGAAGUUGCAAAUGUACAAGAUACAGAUAACCCUCAAGCUGAUGAUGAUGUCUUAGAGUUGGAUUUAGAUGCUGAACUUGAUGCAUUUACACGGGAAAAUCCAGACCUUGCCCCUCGUGAAUCUCCUGUUUCCAAGUCAUAUAAUGACAGACAUUUCAAAGAGAAUCUAAUAUCAAUUUCGACCAGAAAUGAAAAAGCAGCAGUGAGACCAAAAGAACAGCGCAUUAGUCCAGAAAUACGAGAGCAUGAGAAACCAAAAAGUGACACUUCCUAUCAAUCAACUUUAGGACACUCUUCGAGAUCAGAGGCUUUAGACUCAUAUCCCGAUGAACUUGAGUAUGAUGAAGAAAGUGAAGAUGAGAGUUUGGCUGAUGAUCACAGAGAAAGGUUUAAGUCUGAAAGAAGUAAUAUUAUUACUUUAACCCCUGGGAAAAGACGAUCAGAUAUUCCAGACACAUUAGAAUCUGUCAUAAGUGUUGAAGAGACUGCUAAAGUUCAAGCAUUUCUCGAGAAUGAACAGAAACGAAAAAUGCGUUUUAAAGGCAGAAAUCAGAAUCAUCAAAGGAAUCAGCCUAGAAAUUUCUCAAGAGCUCCCCAGAAUUUUCAAAAUAUGAGGCCUCAGCAUAUGAGACCUCAAAAUAUGCCAUCUCAGAGCAUGCCACUUCAAAGCAUGUCAUCUCAAAGCAUGCCAUCUCAAAACAUGCCACCUCAAAGUGGGCCACCUCAAAAUAUGCCUCCUCAAAAUAUACCUCCUCAAAAUAUGCCACCACAAAAUAUGCCACCUCAAAAUAUGCGACCCCAAAAUGUGCCUCCACAAAGUAUGCCACCUCAACAAAUGCAGCAGUAUCCUCCUUCUACAUCUACUGCUGCUGUUCAACAAAAUGUUAAUGCUCCAGCACAACCAGGACAUAAAAUAUUAGUCAAUCCUCAUUUCAGAGGAGUGAGAAUGCCUCCACCAGCCACUACGGAGCCAGCUCAUACUGCAAAUGAUAUUCCUGUAUCACAUCCUGCUCCAGUUUAUGAAAAUCCUCAAAAUUUUCCUCCUCCACCAUCAUAUUCACACCAUGAAGCAAUUCAUCCAGCACCUAUGGGGCCACCUGUAUAUAAUGCUCCUCCUCCUACUCAUGCAGCUCCAUACAAACAUCCUGAAUAUCCUCCACCUCAACAGGUUCAUCAACAACCACCAAUGCCCGUGUGGCAACCACCGCCUGAAAUCCCCCAGCAUAUCUAUUCCAAUCCUCCACCAGUGAUGAACUAUUCUGAACCUGCACCUCAGAUUCCUACUGGAUACCAUAACUUCAAUCAAAAUAAUUAUCAAAACAAUUUUCAACCUUCGCCUUUACAGCAGCAACCAUUAAGUUAUGGUCAACCACCAGCUCCACCAGUGCAUUUGCCACCAACAACCUAUUCAUCUGCACCUCCUAUCAAUCAUAUGCCUGGAAACAAUACCUAUACUCAGUUUUCUGCUAACCAACAAACAUAUACUAGUACAAAUCAGCCUUACCAAGAACGCUCCAGUUCCCAACGGCAGCCUGUAGUACAGACACAGCGCAGUAAAUUUGUGCAGAAUCAAAGAUUUCCAAGACAACCUGAAAAAAGAACUUCACCUUCAAAUGUCAAACCUGUGCCUUUGAAGCAACCUCGCUUAGAUCAUCCUCAGAGAAAAAUAAAUGUUCAUGUCAAUCCAAACAUUAGAGAAAUUCCUCUUGUGGAUACUCUUCCCAGAGCUAGUCCUCAAAAGCCUCCUGUGAAGAAAUCACCGGUGGUUGUGGAAGAAGAAGAUGAAAAAACUAAAGAACUGAGGAUGAAAAUAGAAGAACAAAAAUUGUUGAGAGAACAGCUAUUGAAGAGAAAGGAAGAGCGUAGAAGAGAAAUGGCUGCUCAAAGAUUAUUAGAGCUUAAGAAAAGACAAGCUGAGCAGGGAAAAACUGUUACUUCUAUUCCCUUAAAACCAAUUCAGAAUAAUCAACAAAAUUCUUCAACUGUGCAAACAGCUUCUCAGCAAAAAAUUAGUGUAAAAAAUCGUAUUGGACUUCCAGCAGCCAGAGCUGUACCUACGAAGAAAAAAAUUAUUGUAGUUAGAAAGAAAAUCCAGCAAAAUACAAAUAAUUUCACUAAUCAAGCAAAAGUCGGUGUUACAACACAGAAAAUGCCUGUUACUGCAGCCAAACCAUUGCAAAAUGCUCCUCAAAAGCAAAAUAUAAGUUUGAAUAAUGCCAAUAAAACACAGACUCCAUUGUUCAAGAAAGUGAUACUUCAACCUACUGCGAAUUCUAACAAAAACGUAACAAUGAGUGCCGUAAAGAAAGACAACCAACAAAUAAAAGCCCCAAUUGUAUCUCCUACUGCAAAAGUGGAAGCUACUAAAGUUGAAAAUACUUUGAAAACAAAAAAGCAAAUUAAUGUUCCUCUGUCGCCUAAAAAGGCGGGUCGUUUGGGUAACCGACCUGGCCCUCAGAGACAGCCUUUUCAUCCACCUAUAAAUCCUCAGUUGCAAAGAAUGCCACCUCCAAGAUUUUCCAGCCCAAGAGGGCCUCACUUUAAUCCACGUCUUAUGGAGCCUCGAAUGCGAUUCCCGAAUCGUAACAUGCAUAUGAAUGAUAUGCGUUUGCCUUUGCGGCCGCCUUUUCAAGAGCGUCAUCCCUCAUUUCAAGAUGCUCGACCUCCUCUUCUCCCAUUUAUACCAAAUAGAGAGCAUGGACCAUUUAAUCACUUCCCCCACCCUGAAGGGCGAUUUGAUCCUAGAAACCCUCAUUUUCGUAUGAAUUCUCCAGAUUUUCAAAACUUUCAGCAUGCGGAUAUGGACAUGUUUCAUGAACGGUUUCCACCGCCACAGUUUCAGGGUCGGUAUCCUGAGAUGCGUCAAAUCCCUGGUGAAAAUCAAGGCCCUAUGUUUCAUAAACCACGAUUUCAAAAUGCAAACUUUCGUCCUAGGAUUUCUCCGAACAAGCAAAGUCAAAAUCUGCAGAAUAAAAAGACUAAUCAAUCUGAAAUAAAUGCUACAAAAAAAUUGCAAGCUGAAACUACAGGUCCUGUGAAGAAUGCCAAUAGCAAUCAAAAUUCUCAAGAAGGGAAGAAAAUUAUUCAAAUACAGCAGCAGAAAAAAAACAUAUCUGAGGUCUCUGAUGGUUCUAACACUCGAGUAUCUGUAGAAAACUUAUCUUCAUCAACAACUGAAGUCCAGUUGAAAAAAUUGUGUUCAUCAGUUGGAGUUGUGCAGAACAUUCAACUCUUGAAAUCUGAAAGAAAAGCCAUAAUAAAAUUCAAGGAGUCCAAGCAAGCUAUUAAUUUUCAACAGAAGUACCAAAGAUACAUGCUGGACUUAGCUAUGAUUCAAGUGUCUUUGCUCUCAACUUAGCUUUCUAUUUUAUUUUGUCUUGUUUUUAUAAUAAAAUAAUGUUAGAC